Messenger RNA from Patella vulgata (common limpet), 1801 nucleotides. Its product is annotated as RNA/RNP complex-1-interacting phosphatase. The record is from RefSeq and is a predicted model, not a curated record. Gene Ontology annotation, biological process: protein dephosphorylation. NCBI's taxonomy places the organism in Eukaryota, Metazoa, Mollusca, Gastropoda, Patellidae. The transcript is spliced from 10 exons. The coding region runs from base 89 to 1174 and encodes 361 amino acids. Gene Ontology annotation, molecular function: polynucleotide 5'-phosphatase activity; protein tyrosine/serine/threonine phosphatase activity.
AGUUCCGGUAUCAAUCGAAAGUGAAAAUACGUGUUGAUAUUACAGACUGCAGAUAAUUUCUCUUUUUUCUCAGUUUUAUUCAUAAGAAAUGAAAAUACCCGACGGGUGGUCAAAAUAUAAAUCUAUUGGCAAUGUUAUUGAAGGAACCCGCUUCAUAGCUUUUAAAGUACCAUUAAAAGAGAAUUGUGUGAAACAGAAUCUACCCCCAAAAGAAUGGUUUACUCCCAAAAGUCUAUUAUCAGAGGUGAAGGAUGGAGGAAGAGAACUUGGUCUUAUCAUAGAUUUAACAAAUACAACUAAAUAUUAUGAUAAAAAUGAAUUUUUAAAUGUGUCUGUGGAAUAUGCGAAGAUAUUUACAGCAGGUCAUGUUGUUCCAAGUAUAGAUGUUUGUGAGAAAUUUAAACAAGUUGUAAAUGACUUCUUGAGCUCAAAUUCCGAAAAUGAACUGUUAAUAGGAGUUCAUUGUACACAUGGUUUAAACAGAACUGGUUAUCUAGUAUGCAGGUACAUGAUCGAUCACCUUAGUUUUGAGCCUGAUGUAGCUAUUAAAGCAUUUAAUACAGCUAGAGGUCACGAUAUAGAACGAGAAAACUAUUUAAAAGAUUUACGAUCUGAUGGGUCUGUCAGUCAUGCCGAAAGUUUAGGAAGAAGUGAUGAAGAAGAAAGAUUAGGAUUAGAAAAUCAGACAGCAUCCAGUUCUAGUGCAAAUGGACAUAAUCACUUUAGCACAAAUAGAAAAAAUGGACAGAGAUAUUCUAGGGAAAGGGAAUUUGAGAAAAGGCAAAAUAAUGGAUAUCAGGCCAGGUCCAGAAAAUGUGACUUUUAUAAUCCAGAGGAUCGGUCUAAUAAUUCAAAUAAUUGGAGAUCAGUUGAUCACAGGAGUCAGUAUGUAAGUCGUGGCAGGGAAAGGAACUAUGAAAGUGUUAGACCCAGUUGGAGAUCAGGUGAUCACAGAAAUCAGCCUUAUUCUCUGAACAGUAGACAGAGUGCUUUAUCACAUUAUGACUCAUUUCAAAGUUCAAGACAAUAUCAGGAUGCUGGAUGGUCAUCUAAUAGAUCAGAUUCCAGAGAUUUCCAAUCCUCCUAUCCAUCUUACGGUCGAAAGUCAUACAGAGGAAAUCAGUCAUCUAAUGACUAUAAUAAUCCCUCUAAAUCGAUAUAUCAUAGACACUGAUGUUUUAAAUUUUUAGUGAAUGGACUGUUGCAGAAUAUCUCUUGAAUUUCUAUCCAUAUCCAAACUACCUAGUGCCGUUGAUUAUUUCUACCAGUUCUGUUGUCAUUUUUAUGUUAAAAUCUAUAUAAGCGUAUGAACGAAUCCAAUUGGCUCUACCUCUACACUCUAAGUAACUUUCUGUGAACCACACAAAUCAUAUCCUCCUAACAAAUACUGCAUGCUUAUUUUGAUAGAAAAUAUAGCAAAGAAAUUUAUAAUUUCAUGAUCUAACAGAUAUGCAGCUUUCAAAUAUGAAAAUGUGUAUAUAAAAUAUUAAAGACAUAAGGUAAAAUAAAAUAGAAUGCAUUUGAAAACAAAACGACUUUUUGGGGUGUAAGAUAAAUUAAAAUAAAGGUAAAACUAGUAUGCAGUCUGGGCAAAUGGUUGUGCUCAGGAGUAGCAACUCCAGAUAGUGUACACUUCUGCUGUCUGUAUUAUGUCAUACAAUUCUUUUAUUAGCCAAAAUGAUGGCGUAAUUAAUUUACCCUAUUUACAGAUUUUAAAAUAUUGUGAAUUUGAUCUAAGGCUCUACAUUCUAAAGUUUAAUUAUCUGUACACAGUGUUAAAUAAAUGACAUACAUGUAAAGA